This is a messenger RNA of Stomoxys calcitrans (stable fly), 12555 nucleotides long. RefSeq lists its product as uncharacterized. NCBI's taxonomy places the organism in Eukaryota, Metazoa, Arthropoda, Insecta, Diptera, Muscidae. The record is from RefSeq and is a predicted model, not a curated record. The transcript is spliced from 16 exons. Gene Ontology annotation, molecular function: microtubule binding. The coding region runs from base 661 to 3093 and encodes 810 amino acids. Gene Ontology annotation, biological process: negative regulation of centriole replication.
UAAAAAUCAAUUAAGAAUAGUUUUGAAAUUCAUUAGGGAAAAUAAGGCAGUAGUAGGCGAUUUUUUGGGGUCAAAGGAUUUAAAAUUUGGGGGCAAUGCUUGCGACAUUUUAUGAGGAAUUCAGCCAUGUACAACUGUACAACGAAGAGGAGUCGGUUUGGGCAAAGGUUCGUUGGCGUGUGCCUAAACAAACCUCAGACGAAAAGGUGAUUCUUCCUAGGCAAAUCAAAGAAAUUUACUCAGCAUUUGUCACAUAUUUGAUGUAGCUGGUCAAAAUGAAAUUUAUAAAAUUAAAAAUGUUGUGUCAUACCUACAAAAUUAAAAAAGAAAAUUAUUUAUAAAAAAAAUAUAUAAAUCGUUUCGAUCGUUUUGACCGUUCAAGUUAAGGGCUUCUGAUCAUUCCCAUGCCCUAGCACAAAACCGACUUCACAUACAAUUUUCUGGGGACAUUUUGAGAAAGAGCAAAAACGUAAUUUUUUUUUUAAGAAAUAUUCUUCAGCCAAUAGCAAAAACAAUCUGUAUUGUUGAGUGGACACAACUGCAGGGGGAUCGCAAGGACACUGUCGUCUAGUGUGGCAAACCAAAUUAUGUUUGUAGCAAUUAGACCGCUUUACUUCAAUGAAACGGAAAGUCGAACGCUAAAGUUUAUCGAUUUUUAAAAUGAACCAUACAAACAUUGGACAUUACUUGCUUCUCCACAACGCACAACAAGAUUAUCCCAACCAAGUUGAUGAAAAUCCAUGCAAUUCAAAACAAGGUUUAUCUCAAAUUCGUGCCAAAUCAGAACUUUCAGGAUCACAGCUCCACUCGGAGUAUAGGAGCACUUAUCGUUGGCAUGAGUUCACUGGUAAUUCAAGGCCAGAAGUGGUACGACGCGCACCAGCGCCGAAUCCAAAUCAGUUUGUGGGUACAACGAAUGAACCACCAUUACCCCGAAGAAAAAAAUGUCCAGAAUUGGCCUACAAAUCGCAUGAGUUCAUUAUAGGGUCCGAAUACACAGAUGCACGUAACAAUGCCGCAAACCGUAUGCCCAGAUCGGAAGAACGGAAUGGCACACCUUCGAGACGCAGCAAAUCGGAGGGUCCCCCAGCUGUGCCCAAUGGACGGGCGUUUGCUAUACCAACGGAAGUGGAUGGACCGGAAACCAAACAGGCGGGUGAGUCGAAUGGCCUAUUCAAAAAGACCAUCUCAAAGUUGAGCACAGAGUAUCGUUUGCAAUUCGUUUGGCCCAAUGUACGUAGAAUACGAGAUCAAUCUGGGUCAAGCGUCCAAAAAACAACAUCAACAACAGCAACAGCCAAAGAACAGCAACAAUUCCAACCGAAAAAAUCGAUAUCGUUGGGUGCGAUACGAGGCCAACACGGCUAUCAACAGCACCAUCCUCUGCACCAACAAGAUCGUUCCAUGCUGGCCGCAAUGCCUUCGGUUCAUAAAAAACGUACAACCAACCAAAAAGAAGCCACACUUCAUGAGUUGGAGCCGCUGGUUAGCGAUGCCGAAGAUAGAAAACCAAUCGAAAAACAAGUAACUAUACAGGAGAGAAAGGUUACGGCCAGGCCCUUCUCGCAGUUGAUUGAUCAGGAGCGACCCAAUCACUUCAUAACGAAGAAGGAGAACUUUGGUUUCGAGGACAUCACCGAUGGUGACAAUAAGCGACAGCACGCGAAGCAGGAGCAGCAGGGUGAGAUCAUCAUGAAUGGCUCGGCACCUCCACAUUCAAAGCCUAAUUUGGAUUUGUGGUUCAAAGAGGUAGUAGAAUUGCGUAAAAAGGCUGGAGAAUAUAAGUCUCGCGGUUGGGGCACCGAAAUCGAUCCCGAACUGUACAAUAAACAAAAGGAUCUCUGGGAUCAGGUCUCAAAACGUAGCUCACUUUCAUCGCUUUGCUUGGCCUCUACCAUGCCAAGACCCAUUACCAAGGAGGAGAAGGAUCAGGAGAACAACAAGAAGACAACUCCAGUAUUGAAACCCCAAAAGCCCAGAGUUCCUGGUCAGGCCUACAUUUUGGAUAACAAAGAUGAACUCAAUGCACUGCCAGCACGAUUCAGUCAUAUACGUCACCAUUUGGAACGCACCACUGGACCAGAUGUUGAAGAGGGCGCCCUACUGCCUUCCCCCACUCGGGAGAAACUAAUGCCUGCUAUUACCAAACGUGAAUCAGAGUCUCAGCGUGGUAGUCCCAAGAAAACCGCUGCCUCACGUCACGGUUCUCCCCAGAAGGGUAGUCCCCAAAAGGGUAGCCCCAAAAAGAUUUUGAAAACACGCUCACAAUCGGUUGGCCCAGAAAAUGAAUCGCCCAAGCGACAAAUACGCUCCGCCAGCACAGCCCCCACUAGUCGAACAGCUGGCAAGAAAACACCCACAGCUGCAACAGGAUCGGCCUCAAUUGCUGAGCGUAAAGCACGACCAUAUGAAGGUGAAGAUGGCCGUGACACUGCCAUAUCUGUAUCAAGUUGCAGCCCACAACCAGCAGCUGACAUUCCCGAAGAACCCAUUGUCAAAUCGCCUCCCGAGCCUACUCGCGUCAAAAGUCCCGAGCAGAUUAUAAUGCGUUCACCAGAUCCAGUGAAUUGGACUGUACCACUGGACACAGGGAAAACAUUCACUGUCACACAAAAUGUCAAAGAAGGUGAAAAUUAUAGUAGACCACAAAGUGAAAUAAAAGCUUCUACGCCCGUUGAAAAGCCACCACCACCACCUCAGUCGGCUCCACCAGAAUUGACUGAACAAGUCAAAAUGGACGCAGCCUGGAAGAAAAAACAGCCCAGCACCAACAGCGAAGUCAAGUCUCCUCAGGGCACACUGAGUCCCACAUCGACCGGGGAAAAGUACCCAACGGCAGCGUCAAAGAAACCCUUGCCAGGCUCAUCCAUACGCGUCCUGGAAGACCCCUUGUUCGACGUCGAUGUCGUAAUGGCUUCUAGUGCUGCCGCCGCUGCGGCUGGGGCUGCCGGCGCUAAUCUGUCGUCCUCUUCGAACUCAACCACAACAACAGCUUCAACGGCUCGUUCCACAGCUACCGAAGUUCUAGAAAAGGCUCGUGACCGUUUUGAUCGUUUCUGGGGCGGUAAUGUCACAAAAGAGGAGAGUGUCUAAACUUGCCUAAAUUAAGAAAAAAAUACUUACGUUUUGUUUGUUCGUGCGUAAAAUGUUGUAUCACCUCAAAAAGAUGAAGAAGAAGCAAAUCCUUUUAAUAUUUACAAGAACAAGAAAAACAACGAGAUGCUAACAAGCAAAAUUUUAACUAAUCAGGGCUGCUGAAGUUUCAAAGUGAAUAGCAAUUCUUUUUCGUUAGAUUGGCACCGACCCACAUAUAUCUAUACAGACAAACACACACACACGCAUGUGGUGAUUGAGGUUCCACUGUAAACACUGGCCUCAUUGUCAAAGCUUUUGCUAAGGCCAAAACGAAAGGAUAGUUGCUAGUUAGCGGGGAGGGGAGUUAAAGCAACUCUUAAAGCUCCCCAAUCCCCCCAAACCAAUUACCUCCAUAACAACUAAAACUUCACUUCACUUUUUACUGAAGCUUGUAUUCGUUCUGUGCAGGACUCUAGCAAUGUCUUAGAUUUUAGGAUAACAGCAAAGCUUUUACACUGGACUCUAGCCAGUCCAAACCGCCCCGCGCCCCCCCCCCCACUCCCUCUUAUUCGUAAAUAUCGUACAGACACUCAAUUCGAAAUAUUCAGCUGUAUUUUGAAGGCUAAUUAAGAGUUUAAAGCUGAAUUUGAUUAACUCACACAAACACUCUCUCUCUCUCUCUCUCGCGCGUUCAUUCCUUACUCCCAUUCUCUAUGUCAUUUAAGUAAAAGAGCAUUAAGUUAGAAAAUCAUAAAUCGAAAACGUGAGCAUUUUGAGUUUUAAACCAACGACAAUUUAUCCCUCAUACACUCCAACUGAAAUAGGAAAAGGGCAGGGGAAAAGGCCAUAAAAGGGUGGGUCAAAUGCAAAGUAGUUUGAGAGUUUACAUAAUACAGGCGUACUCGUUUUCAUAAUUAAUGAAAAAAGAAUUUGCUUGAACUAAGCAGCAGUUUAUGUUGUCUCGUAAGGUUAAUGCUUGUAUCGAACCACACUCAUUGAGAGAUAAGUUCCCUGGUGGAAUUUUUUAGAGCAUAUUUGCAUAAAUAUUAGAAAGAAUUUGAAUAUUUUACUGCCUAAAUAGACUGUUUUGUAUAGGGGAAAUAGGGAUAUCGAUCCUAGCCUACUUUGAACUGUUUUCCAUUAUUCCUUGUCAUUUUAAUGGACAAAGAAUUUUAAUUCGCUCACUUUCAAUGUAGCAAAAGCAGAUGAUUUGAACUUUUCCUACGCCGGUUAAAUUUGGGAAGCAUUUUAUUGACUUUGUCAUUAAAGAAAUCGAAUGGAGGUGCAUGAAGUCGUAGAAACAACGUUUGAAGCUUUUAUCAUUGAAGUUGAGUACACAUUUUGCUGCAGACGAUAUAUGUAAGAUGCAAUGGAAACUGUUCUGUGAGUUGUCUUCCGGCUUCCAGAUUUUUUUUCACUUCUGUGGAUUUUGCAGUUGACUUUGGAAGCCGCACUUCAGCCAGCUUAUAAAUUGAAAACGAAAAUCUCGGAUAAUGUCGACAUCUCCUUUUUCCUUAACGUUUUCCUAGCUAAGUUUUCUUAAGCAUCGGCCGUUUGAAAUUGGGAGUUCCAUCUGUGAUAGUUCAAUUGAGUCCUAUCUGAUAGUUAACAGUAGUCGUUUCUAAAAAAUGAUGAAAACACUCUUCUUUGAUUUUUGGAACUUUUGUAAUGACAAGAUAUUUUUUUAAAAAUAUUUUUUGACAUCACGCUAUGAAUAAUCUUUCAUAUAAAAAUAUUUCGUGAAAAAUGUCACUAGAAAGAUCUGAGAAAACCGAAGUAUUCAAUUAAAAAUUGCUGUUAUGAUACAUUGAGGCAAACUAAAGGCGCUAUUACACGGUAUAUAGUUGACUUAUGAGUUGUCAAAUUAAGCCUUAAAUGAGAUGGUUUAACGGUUGGGCAUAUCAUAACAAUGUAAAAAUCAUGAUGAAAAAGUGUUAGGAUUAAUGUUUGCUCGUUUUUCAAAUGAGAAGAACGAAGAGGAUGAAACAAAAUGUUUCAUACAUAUUGUUGUUAAAAGCAAUCAUAAUAUAUUUCGUUGCUAAAUAAUGUAUACUGUACCUUUAUUACAUACAGUGGCACAGAAAAGUCUACAUACACUACUCAAAAUAUGAGUUUUAAAGAAGAAAAUUUAUAUACUAAAACGUUUUACCGCAAAAUAUCGAAUCUUGCUAAAACUGUUCUUCAUGGCCACCACUUUUAGUAUUAAAAAAAAUGGAUGAAAUUAUAUCAUAUCCCUGCUAAAACUGUUCUUCAUGGCCACCACUUUAAGUAUUAGCAAGAAUUUAUGAGGUUAUAUCAUAUCCUAGCUAAACUGUUUUUCAUGGCCACCACUUUUAGUAUUAGCAAACAUUUAUGAGGUUAUAUCAUAGCCUUAUUAUGUGACUCUCAGUCUACGAAGCUGCCGUUUAUGAAAAGGUAUGUCGACUUAUCUGUGCCACUGCAUGCAUAUAUACAUAUGUGCAAGCAAUAAUAAUACAAAAUGUUAGGAACAUAAAAUCUAAAAGAUUUUCCGUGGUUAAAAGAACCAUUCAUGGAAUUGAGAGAUAUUGUGUUUGUACAAUUGUGAGGUUUUCUGCAUAAGUGGACUGUAUUUUAGUAUGAAACUCACAAUUGUACAUCCAUGCAAAUAGAACAAAAAAGUAGAAAAAAAGGCCAGAGUUAGGUUUAUGUAAUUCAAACUUUAUCCGAUAGUCUCCGUAAAGAGAGCUUCGUUCUUACCAUAGAGUAAGCUAGUUUCUUAUUAAGUGAGAGGAUAAGGUAUUCUAUACAUAGCAAAAGGGGGCAGUUCAGCGCAAGAUGAAUUGGCAUAUUAUUUCAAAAUGGAAACUCUGGGGCAAUUUGAGCGAAAGCACUUGUCUUUGGUGAGUUUGAUUGUGCCAAAGGUUUCCAUUGAUGCAAAUUAGCGAAUAUUUCAACCGUUAAAUUCAAUUUAAACCCAAAUUCAUUAUUACAAGUAAUUCAUCAUUAUGUUAUAAAUAAACUUAAUCUACUUUGCUGAACACAGUUCUAAAGUGUUAUAGUAUCUAUAUCAGCGAUCAUCAAAAUGAGAAUAUAACUGUUUGUGUAAUACUCUAUUUCAAUAUUCUUAAAUACUUAAGUAGACAUAAAUACUUUUUUAUAUCUUCCAAGACAGGGUUCGAACCUGGGCACGCGGAGCAAAAGCAAGAGCCAUUGCCAUUGUCUAGCGUUCGAAGUCAUCAAUACAACUUCCAACAGAGGCACAAAAUCAUGUGUAGUACGGAAGAAGUGUAAUUGCCACAGAAAAAAGUCUGUCUUUACACAAAAAUAUACAUUGGGAAAAAGUAGUAAUAGACAGGGUGGUCGAGCGUGGUUAAUGUGGUAAUUGUAUCAUAGAUGCUUUUGCGCAAUUAAUAAGAUUAAAAUACAACAUACCAACGCACGGCCGUUGAAGUCAUUACACCUAAUAUGGUUGAAAAGUCUUCUAACCAACGACUAAACGCGUCCCAUAAUGUUUGGUAUGUGUGAUGCUAUCUUUGGCUUUCCUUUUCCAUUUGCAAUCUCCGAUCAUUGAGCUCGUCUCGAAAGAGAAACAAACAAAAAUUGUAAAAUUUUAUGAUCUUUACCCUAACAGGCAAAAAAGUUGAAAAAUAAAAAAAAAAUAUUAUUUUAAAAAUUUAAAACGAUAUGUAUGCCUCUAGGUAUGUUCAUUCGUUGCAUUCUCAAUAACGGCUGAGAGAAAGAGUAUAAGAAUUCGUGUGACUUGCCAUCAACGCUAUCGUAAAGGGCUGGGCAUCGCUGAUUUACAUAGAACAUACAAUAACAUAAUGCGCGUAUCUCGGAACAUAAUAAUGAGUUGGCUACAACUGUGUUCUACCAAAGAAGUUAAAAAUUUUUUCAUCAUCUCUGGAUAAAGUUGAUUAGACAAAUGUUAUGGAAUGGAGAAAGGAUAAGAAACAGUAUAAGAAUUCGUGUGACUUGCCAUCAACGCUAUCGUAAAGGGUUGGGCGUCGCUUAUUUACAUAGAACAUACAAUAAUAUAAUGCUCGUAUAUCUGAAUAUAAUAUUUUAACUACAACUGUGUUCUACUAAAGAAGGUAACUAAUUUUUCUUCAACUCUGGAUAAAGUUGAUUAGACAAAUGUUAUGGAAUGGAGAAAUGAUAACAUUUAGCACCCGAAUAAGCCCUUCCGAUUGCUGGAUUGUUAGCGAAAUCGGAUUAUAUGUAUAAGGGUUGUUGUUUCGAUUUCCAUCAUGGGUUUGUCGCUAGUGUGUUAUCACAAUGAUCAUUAAUCGUCUGAUUGUGAUUUCAGAUUACAGCCAUAAACUAAUCUAGGACCUAAUAAAAAGAAAGAGUUCGUUAACAAUUUUAAGUGACUUAUAUCAAAGUUGAAUUACUUACUUUAAUUUAAUUGGCUAUGGCAGAAUAUUUGUUCCACUAGCCGAACGUAGAAUAGCGUUCCAUGCGCCUCGAUCUUCUCUUCUUCAAAGUUGAAUUAUAGGUUUUAAACUUUGAGCAAAGUGCUCUAAUAAUUCGGAUGUAAGCAUAGACAUGAGAAUGUCGCCAGAAUAACAAAGAAUUUCAGAAUGGUUUUUACAACAUUUAAGAGAUAUUUUUUCAAAUGUUGACAUUGUGGCGACAAUCUUAGCCAAGUAUCCAACUUUGUACUUAAACCCCCUCCCUACCUUUGCCCUUAACUAUGUGAAAUGGAGUGUAUUUAUAAGUUUUUCUCAUAACAUUUCAUCAAGUCAAAUCAAAGACACGAAGACCCGUCCAAAAACACACAAAAUGGAAAAAAAUACUUAAGAAAAAAGAAAAAGAGACAAAAUUAAGCCGUUUUAGAUAACAAACCAAACAAAAGCUUAAGGAAAAAGCAAAUAACCGACAUUUACAUCAACAACAGUCAACUCAAACCAAACCAUUUUUUGCUAUUUAGGCCAAUACUGAACAUAUAUAGAUAUUCAGGCAUAAUACAAAAUGAAUAGAAGUUUCCGUCAUGAAGUUUAUACAUCAAGAAAUUAUUUUUCUAAGCUCGUAUAUGUCUGGUAGUCAUUCAAAGUCAGUCAUUCAGUCGUGUUUUUUUUCGAGGAUAUUGACGACGUUUUUAAAAGUAAAACCAAAAUAAUUAUAAGAAAUAUUUUUUAAAAUGAGAAACUUUAGAAAAGGAUACACAAAAAACCCAAACACCAACAUAGACACACACAAUAACACAACACCUUUACAUACAUACAAAAUGUUUUGAAGAAUACUUACUUGAAAACAACUUUGAAAGUUUGUUUCCUUCUGUUAUCAACAAAAUUCUAAGCUUAAUUCUCUCAAGUGCUUAUUUCGAAAGGACUUACAAAUGUAACUCAAAAAAAAAAACUAAAACAAACCAAAAUAUAUUCUCACAUAUACAUGGUAUAUGUACGUAUAUGGCAAACCCAUUUUUUUUUUUUUAAUUUAUUUAAUAUUUUUUAAAUUACUAAAAGAAAACCAAUCGAAAUCGAAUUCAAAAUCGAAUACAUAUAUACUCCAAAGUGUUUCUUUGCGUUCUUCUUUUUUGUUUACAAAAAAAAAAAAAAAAAAAAUUGAAAUCGAUCGAUUAAAAACAAAGUAUUAUUGGAUUAAAGUUAAGUGACCACACCAAAAAAAAAAAAAAACACAAAACAAAUGAAAACACUUAAAAACCAUAUAAAUUAAAGCAUUAAAGGAAACAAGUUGAAGAUGAUGAAAGAAUGAAGACGAAAUGGAAACGAAAAUAAAUGAAAAAGGAUUAUUGAUACCCAAACAUGAUGUUAUAUAUGCAUAACUUGGUGAAUGAAAGCCACAACAACAAUUACAUAUUUAUUGAUAUAUUGUAUUUAUCAUCAUUAUUAUAUGAUUAUUAUUAUUAUUAUUACUAUUGUCAUCAUUACACCAUUAUUAUUAUUAUUAAUUAUUAUAAAUCGAAAUAAUCAAACAAAAGCUUAUCAUUGAAUGUUUUUUGUUUAUGACAUGUUAAGCUUUAUUUAGUUUUAUUAUAGACAUGAAUAUACACCUAAAUAAAAAUGAAGGAAAAUUAUUGUUUGAAAAUUUUUUUUAAUAGACCUUGAUGAUUGUAAUGAGUUCCAUUACAAGUGGUUCGCCAUUUGGUUUUUAUUUAUCUGCAUUAUUUAUUAUCGGUCCAAGGAUAGUCUAAAGACAGUUAUUGAACAUAGUUUAAUGAUUGUUACUUUGAUGGCAAACAAUUGGCACGUUGUUUCUAAGAAGCUUCACAAAUACAAACUCUUAUAUGUUGAAAAUUUGUUAUGCAUUUUUUUGUUUAUUUAAAUUCUGUCUACUCAGCCUAGCUAAGCUAGAUUAAGUAUGACUUUGCAGUAUUUCUUCAUAGUUCAAUUAUUCAAUAUGUUUUGAAAGCUUACCAAAAAUGUGUAUUUUGUUGGAAUGAAUUCAAAAAUCAAUCAAUACAAGCAAAGCAAAGUCCCCAUAUUUAGAAAAAUCAUGUGUAUUAAUGUGCAUGGCACCGAAAGAGUUCAACAACUUAAGUUUAUAUACAAAUUUGUGGUGCUGUAUAAUUUGAAAUGAAGGCAUUAUUCUUUGUUUGUAGAAAGGAAUAACAAUAUCAACUGCUUUGUUAAAAUAUGUCUAGGUAUUCUACAAUUUACCGAUGCUUUUACUUGUUGCAUUAGGUUUACUACUUGAAGGCCAACAAUGAAUCAUUGUUAAGCUUGCUCUGUGUAUCACUGAAUUUAAGCUAAAGCUUAUUUUUCUUAAAAAUUGGCCAAAAGUUGUUCAAAAUUUAUUCAGGUAUGACCUUGGUUUCGUGUCGCAGGCUAAUGUGAAAUAUGUAUGAAAUAAGGUGUCCCGUAUGAUAGAUUUCACCAAAAAAAAACUGUGAGACCAUUUCACUAAAAAUUUUAUGGUGAAAGCAAUGCGAAUUCCUUCUUAUACUGUAAAUACGCCUUAAAUCACAAAAUAACUGUUGAAUAACCACUUUUCUUGAAUUCCAUUAUUUUUUAAAUCAAGUCUUAAAAAAAUGAAAGCUAUAUUGUCCCCCACAAUAUAAAGGGUAAGUGAUUUCAAAGAACCAUACCCCCCACAUUUCGACAAAUCUAUAGCAAAUCCAUGGCAGCCGAUUCAAAGUGCCGUAUUAACCCGAUUAAGUCCUACAUAUUAAGUCUAUAGGGCAAUCCUAUCCAGGACACACCAUUUUUUAAAGAACCCUCGUGUGGGAAUUUUUGUUAUAUGGGUGCCCUUAGAUUUAUGCCCAAACAACACACCUCAAGCUUAUGCUACAUCCGUGUAGCAAAUAAAGAAAUUAUGCUACAUCCGUGUAGCAAAUAAAGAAAUUAAUUGAAAUUAUCAAAAAAUUUCAAUAACUUUUUAAAUGGGUCAAUUAAAAAAUCUUUUGAAAAUUUCAAUCAUUUAAUUGGAUCAAUAAAAAAAUAAAAACCGGAAAGCAAUCAACCACUCCUCUCAAUCGAAAAUGUAUCUGGCGUCAGGCCCCCAAUAUUUUUUCGAACUCGUGCAGUUUAAAGUGUUCUCGAGAAUCUAAACGUAAAUAAAUCCCCGGGCCCGGCCGAAUGACAUAUUAACACUUGUCUUACGCAAAUAUUCUUCGACGCUCGCUCGUCCAUUACGCAACCUUUUCAACUUUGCCUAUCGUGCGGGAGUCUUCCCGGCGCGAUGGAAGGUUGCAAACGUGCAGCCAAUACCCAAGAAUGGUGAGGUAAACAACCCUGCGAAUUAUAGGCCAAUUGCGAUAUGCUCCGCUCUCUCCAAGGUCAUGGAAAGCAUGGUUAAUCACCAUCUUGUGAGGUAUUUAGAGUCUAAUGGCCUUCUAAGCGAUCAACAGUAUGGGUUCCGCAGAAAUCGCGCUACGGGCGACCUCAUGGUACUUCUGUCGGAACGUUGUGAUGAGAGUGGCUUUGGAUAGGGUCUCCAAGGCAUUUGAUAGGGUCUGGCACGGUGCACUACUAUCAAAGCUUGUCGCAUUUGGUGUCGGUAAUGGCUUCGUUCGUUUCAUUUCGAGCUUUCUCAGAGAUCGCACUAUUCGAAUCGUUAUAGAUGGGUUCUCAUCCAAUGAGCAUAAAUUGAUCGCAGGUGUACCGCAGGGCUCUGUUGCUCUACGCGUAACAGCAAAGUGGGCUAUCGAAAAUGGUGUAGGUUUAAAUCCGUGCAGGACAGAAGUAGAUGAAAUACAUGUUGCCUAUAGUGGAACAUUCCUCCUUGGGAGGCAAAGCGCAAAAUACCUGUGUGUUUUGCUGGACAGGAAAUUGAUCUUCAAAUCCAACAUUUUGGAAAGGGCAAGAGCAAUUGGCAAAAGUUGGGGGUUUAGAUCGCGCGCCAUGCAUUGGGUAUAUACUGCAGUUGUCAGACCUAUAAUGCUGUAAGGUGUUGUGGUCUGGUGGAUGGUGCUUUAAAAGUCCACCUACUGUUGAAUACUCAAACCGAUUUAAAAGAUGGUUCGUUUGUGUAUCACUGCCGCACUGAGAACGACACCAUCUAAUGCACUGGAUUUAAUGCUACAUCUAAUACCUCUGGACAUUGUGGCUAGACAAAUUGCUGCAACCAUUGCCGCGAGGCUUAGGAAGCUUUCUCUUUGGUCAUGUAGCGGCUACGGACACUGUGUUAUCCUUGGCAUCUCUAGACUUUAAGAGGCCUACCGCUUUGCUGACACUGUCUAGAACAGACGUCUCAGUCUUCGAGAAAUUGAGGACAAGAGGCGGGUUAUGGGUGAUACACUCUGCCAGGAUUUGCUGGCCAUUUCUGAGUGGGGUCAAAUGAAUCGAGUAGAUUUUAAUGCACGAAAGACUCAGUGCUGCUUGUUGUCACACAAACGAUUCGCUGACCCAUUAUGAUCAUCUUUGUCUAUCCACACGGUGUAGAUGUUGAGCAAUCAGAUGCUCUCGAUGUUUUGGGCAUGAAAAUACAAAGUGUCCUUUGGGCUGAACAUGUAUUUGAAGUGUCGAAAGAAGCAUUCAAGUCUUUAGGCUUCCUUAAACGGUGUAAGAAUUACUUCACUCAGUUUGAUCUUUUUAACAUCUACACCACUUUCAUAAGACAGAAAAUGGAGUACAACUCACAUGUAUGGGCUGGAGCUUCAAAAUCAGGACCUGGAGCUACUGGACCGUGUACAGAGGAGAGCGAUGACGUUGAUAGGGGACAGUGAGGUAUCCAACUCUAUUGCCUCUCUUCAUCUUCGUCACAAUGUGGGUUGUUUGGCGCUGUUCUAUCGGUACUUUCUUGGUGUGUAUUCGUCUGAUAUUCGUCUUCUUAUUCCUGAUGUAGAGAUGUAUGUCGGGGAUACUAGACAUUCUAGGAACUCACACCUGUUUGUAAUUGAUUGGCCCACGGACCGCACAAUGCAUUUUAGAGAGAAUUCUUAUUUCGCCCGAACCGUUCGUAUGUGGAAUCGUCUUCCGGCUAAUGUUUUUCCUACCUAAUUUGACAUCCAAAGAUUUAAGACAAAUGUCAAUAAGACAAUGUAAUAUAGAUAAUUUUUUUUCUGUCAGCCAACACGCAGGGUAUGUCCCCCAUGAAUGCAGUGUAUUGCGUUGG